Molecule: messenger RNA, 2591 nt
Organism: Fundulus heteroclitus (mummichog)
Lineage: Eukaryota; Metazoa; Chordata; Actinopteri; Cyprinodontiformes; Fundulidae
Gene: soul5l
Product: heme-binding protein soul5, like
Exons: 7
Coding region: 220-1269 (349 amino acids)
Cellular component (GO): cytoplasm
Source: RefSeq, a predicted model, not a curated record
UGUGGCUGAUAGGAGACUUUUAUUUCAGCGGUCAUUGAAAAUCAACCCAUACAGAGCCCUGUGCCCCCUCUGUGGGCUCCUCCCUCCUGUGGGCCUGGAGGCGGACCCUGGAUCCCUCUCUUCUGCAGCGGCUCCUGUCCGGGUGCAGCACACUGCAGUCUCCAUCAGUCCUCCGCCCUGCGCGCUCCUCACAGGUGGAACAUACACGGCACCGGCACCAUGACUUUUAUCACAGCCGCAGCUGUUUUGGCCCUGGUGGUUUCGAUUGAAGGCAGUGUGGGACCGGCUACCAACACCAGCUUCUGCACCGAGUCUAGGGAGUGCCUGGAAUACGAGCUGGUCUGCAAAACGGACGAAUACGAAGUGCGACACAUCGGCCCCACUCGCUGGGUGACAACAGAUGCCGAAGCCUAUUUCAUGGGAGUGGGAGCAGCCAUGGCUUUCAGGAGGCUGUUCCAGUACAUCAACGGAGCGAACGACGAAGGUGUGAAGAUGGAGAUGACCGCCCCCGUCAUGGUGAGGGUCCCAGAGGAAACCAAGCUGUGGGAGCCGGCCGUCUACACGCUCAACUUCCCGCUGCCGGCAGCCUAUCAGGACAAAACGCCGGCACCCGUCAACGACAAGCUGUAUUUCACAGAGAUGCCGGAGAUGGACGUGUAUGUGAGGAGCUACGGAGGCUGGAUGCUGUCGGUCACCUCCAGGCUUCACUCUCACCUGCUGACUAAAGAGCUGGAGAGAGUUCACGCUUCCUACAACCGCAGUUACCACUACGGCGUUGGCUAUGACAGUCCCUUGAAGCUGGUGAACAGGCAUAACGAGGUGUGGUACGUGGCCGAAGGUGAACCGGUUUGCACAGAUCCACGGGAGCCCACUCCUGCUCACACUCCCCGGCCCACACCCACCCACUUGCAGGCAGACUCGCCUUCGGAAAUGCUGUCGGAUUCCCCCUACCUCGCUCCAUCGGACCUGACCUCAAACAAAACCGUCAACUCCUCCUCGCCGCUGCCCUCCGGCCCCGAAGCCGUCCUCCCGACCGAGGCUACGGCAAACAACGUGUCCGAGCCUCUCGCCGAGGCCGCGUUCAGUCACCCCCCGUCCUCCGUCGUCGUCUCACAGGGCCCGACGGCCGCCAACGUGUCCGGCCCGCCCUCUGUGAGCCCCUCGCUGGAGCCGGAGCACGACGCCGGCGUGUGGAACGUCACGGCCGGCAGCUCUGCGGACACACAAGCCGACCCUGACACCGAGGUCCAACCACAGGAUCUCCAUUAGCAACACUGAAGCUGUCACAUAUCGUGUUAGCUAAACAGAAAUAAUGCACUUUUUUGUUUUUCCUCUGUCUCCCCCCCCCCCCAAUAUGCAGUCUGCUCUCAUUGUACCACAGCUGUUCCCCUGCAGCCAGAAUAUGUCCGUUCACUUUGUCACUCUAAAGUUAUCCAGCUGCUGCGUUGUAGGCUCGGUAUCAUAAAUGUUAGGUUCCAAUAUAUUAAUCAAAUUGACCCGUUAUGACCGUAAUGGGAGUCUGCUUUACACUGAAAAACACGAUGUAGGGACUAACCACAGUAGACCAGUAUAUCUGUAGAAAGGGAACCGUCCCCGCGGUUGACUUUGCUGAAACUUUCUGUGCAGCUUCUACUUUCUCUGAGCUCCGUCGCCGACUUUCUUCUUCUGCUGUUCGUGUGGCGACGUAUCGGCGCAGUCAUUGUUAAAUGGGCGUGCAUGUUCAACGGGAUCUUUGCUGCAGUGAUAAUCAUCCUAAAGGCAAAAGUUUGUAAGCUUCAUCAGUAAUAAUAGAUUUUUUCUGCAUUAUGUCAUUUAAAUGAGCUUCCAAGUAACAUAGCUUCCCCAAAGUCUAAGCGAAGUGACUGCUUAGAGCCCGCAAAUUAAAAGCUGGCUUCUAAAAUGUUAAGCUCUUGGACAUUUGAGCCUUUUGAUUUUCUUUCGCUUACAAAAAGAAAAAGAAAAAAAUAGCAAAACACUUCUUGCACAUUUUAAAUAAUUUCCAACCUGAAACCUGUUGUAUUUUUCCUUUUCCAUAAUUUAAAAUCCUCAAUUUGACAAAUCACAUAACUUAAGGCCAAUCGGUGGUAAUUAAAGGAAACCUUUUACCACUAGAUUUGGUUGUGUCAGUAUUAAGUUCUUAAAAUACAAACAGUUUAUCCAGGGAGGUAGAAAAAACACCAAAAAGAAUAUCUACAUGCUUUAAGUCUUUCACCUUCAAAAAGUUGUAUCAUUGUUGGAAAUUGCUUUAAUCUUUCUCAAAACUGAGCUUAAAAAAACUCCCAACGCAAUAACCUUUAAUCUGGCUUCCACACAGAAAAUGGAGUUCACUUUCUAAUUAAGGCCUUUAUUGAUUCUUUGUGCACAUAUGACUUAAGCUGAAUGAGCUGAGGUGUUUAUGAAAAAAAAAAGUAAUCAUGGUUUGUAAAUAUAUUAGGAAUGCACCAAAGAUCCCCAAGAAUCAUGCGGCAUCAAACCAAUGCAAUAAAAUGUAUGUAUAUAAAUUUCAAAAAAUCCUUCUGUAGCAAUGUAUCUCAGAGCUACCUGGUGAAAUCUUCUGAGAAGGGCGCAAUAAAGCAAACACUGUUGUCGAA